GGAAAGCGUCACAUGUCACUCCUCCAGCUGGAGAGGUUUUUGCUGCAUGUGAGAGUCCGGUACUUUUCUCAGCUCACAAACUCCGUCCGAAGACGACAUGGCGCUAAUGGGGAUCCAGUUGGUUGUCAGUUUGCUGACGGCCAGUAUCAUGCAAAGAAUGGCACCACACUACUCUUUUGCUCGCUGGCUUCUUUGCAACGGCAGUCUGUUCCGCUUCAAACACCCGUCAGGAGAAGAGCUGUGUGCACUGGCAGGAAAACAGCUGCCCAAACAGAACAGAAGAGACAGAAGACAGAAUGGAGAAAGCAAACCCCUCACUGUGCCCAAAGAUAUUGACCUUCAUCUAGAGAAGGCUCCGGUCAACGCCAUGGACGCUCUAGUGCUGCGGUUCUUCUUGGAGUACCAGUGGUUGAUCGAUUUUGCAGUCUAUGCCACUGGUAUUUUUAUUUUCACUGAGUGUUACUACACUGUGAUGAGUGGCAGCAAAGAAGUCAACAUUGGAGCCAUCUGGUGUGUCCUCACUGUCUUCUUCGGACUAAAAGCUCUCAAUACUCUGAUGAGCCACUACUUUCGCUCUGAAGAAGGCGGUGAACGCUCAGUCUGUCUUGCUUUUGGCUUCCUGUCUCUGCUGGUAGCCAUGUUGGUGCUUGUGGUCAGAGAGGACUAUCUGGAGUUUGGGUUAGAAUCUGGCUUUUCUAGUCUAUUUGACAACUUGGAGGUCUUUGCCAAGCAGCAGGGCUACGCUGACUGGUCAAUCCCAGUGACAAAGCUGACGGUGAAGCUGGGACUGGCUGCUGUAUGUGCUUACAUUGGAGCUCUUCUGGCCUUCCCUGGACUGCGUCUCGCUCAAACUCACCUGGAUGCUGUGCAGAUGAACGCAGAUCGGCCUUUCAUUCAACUCCUGCUACACCUGAGUUUCCUGUCUCCAGUCUUGGUUCUGGUUCUGUGGGUGAAGCCAAUUGCUCGGGACUUUUUGGCCAAAGCACCGUUGGGAAAAACAUCCGUCACUCUAGUGUCCAGCGCCGCGUUCGACAGCAUGCGCCUUUGGCUCAUCGUGGUUCUGUGUGUGCUGCGGCUGGCGAUGACCCGGUACCAUCUGCAGGCUUAUCUCAACCUCUCCCAGAAGUGGGUGGAGCAGAUGAAGAAGGAGGCUGGCCGGAUUGCUGCAAUUGAUAUUCAGAGAAAGGUCACUCGAGUGUUCUGCUACCUGACAGUCGUCACUCUCCAGUACAUGGUUCCAAUCCUGCUCAUCCUCUUCUCCACACUGGCCUUGAAGGCUCUUGGAGACUUCUCUUGGAGCCCUGCUGCCAUGGAAAGCCCUGGAGUGACCCCAGCUCUAGUGAUGCCCACUGCUGCCCCUGUUGUCUCCCCUGGUUUUGAUGACGAUGAGGAGGGCACGGAGUACAUGGAGGAGGACAUCCAGGUCACAGUGGCCCGUCUGUCAGAGACCUUCACGGCGCUGCGCGCUGUCCUCACCCCUCUCUUCUUCAGAGGUUUCUUUGCUUUCCUGACUUGGUGGGUUGCUGCCUGCCAGCUCCUCAGCUCCCUGUUCGGUAUCUACUUCCACCAGUACCUAAUGCAGAGCUAAAUGAGUGACCUGACGUGGGUGCAGUCCACGUGGUUCUGGUGUGACACAACCAUGGUGAGGUUAGUGUUGAACUGCAGCGAUGAGACCAGCAGGCUUCUGGUGUCACUCAUUCAUCCGUUGAGAGACCGUCGGCCAAUGAUCGUCACGAGUUGAUGCAAGUCUUGAUUCCUUUUGGAAUGAAUCUGAUUUUACUGUGACAAUUUUACCUGAUAAUGCUCGGACUCCUGCCUCAGUGCUGUUUGUGUUUUUGAUAUUUUAUGUAUGAAACUGCACCCUUUCCUGUGGGAAAGAGAUUGUUUUUAUUUAUCUGGGAGGUUGUUUCCUGCCCCUUAACGCUGGCCUACAGACUCAGUCUGAGCCUUGAAUGCAAGCUUGUCAACACGUUCUCCAGUGCCUUAGUGACAGUUUAGGUCGGCUCCGUCGUCUUAGUCCCUUCAUUACGCUUGUAUUUUACUGAACACUCUUAUGGCCUGGCUGUUGACCUGGCUCAUACUUGAAAAUAAUGAAACACUUACAGGGUCAUCGUUUUUAAAUUUGAAUUAUUUAAGUCAAUAAAAGAAACAAACUACCAUGUAGACAUAUUUGGCUAUUUAGAUUACGAGGUAACCUUGAAUCUAAUGCUCUGAAAUCCUGAUACUGUGAUUUGUAACUUUUCUGUUUGAAUGCAUGGUGUGCCAAUAUUUGAGUUUUUGAACCAGUUUUCUUUGAGUGUGUGAAAUUGAAUAAAAAUAUUUAUAGUAUUUUCA
Molecule: messenger RNA, 2334 nt
Organism: Synchiropus splendidus (mandarinfish)
Lineage: Eukaryota; Metazoa; Chordata; Actinopteri; Syngnathiformes; Callionymidae
Gene: tmem161a
Product: transmembrane protein 161A
Exons: 11
Coding region: 98-1588 (496 amino acids)
Source: RefSeq, a predicted model, not a curated record